AUGGCGAGAAGUAGAUCGAUUAGUGGUUCUGGGUUAUGGAAAUAUUUGAAUCCUGCUUAUUAUCUAAGAAGACCAAGACGUUUAGCUUUGCUUUUCAUUGUGUUCGUCUCUGUUUCUAUGGUGGUUUGGGAUCGUAUAAAUCUUGCCCGAGAACAUGAGGUUGAAGUUUAUAAGUUAAACGAAGAAGUUUUACGCUUGGAGCAAAUGUUAGAAGAGCUUAAAGGUGUUGGCAAUGGUAAAACUUUGAAGACUCUGAAGGAUGCUCCAGAAAAUCCAGUUGAUAUUCAGCGAAGGCAGAAAGUGAAAGAGGCGAUGAUCCAUGCUUGGAGCUCAUAUGAAAAGUAUGCAUGGGGAAAAGAUGAGCUUCAGCCUCGGACAAAAGAUGGCACUGAUAGCUUUGGUGGCCUUGGAGCAACUAUGAUAGAUUCAUUGGAUACACUCUAUAUAAUGGGUCUAGAUGAGCAGUUUCAAAAAGCCAGAGAAUGGGUUGCAAGCUCAUUGGAUUUUGACAAGGAUUAUGACGCCAGUAUGUUUGAGACAACCAUAAGAGUUGUAGGUGGACUUCUGAGUACGUAUGAUCUUUCUGGGGACAAAAUUUUCCUUGAAAAGGCUAAGGAUAUUGCAGACAGAUUGUUGCCUGCGUGGAACACUCCAACGGGUAUACCUUACAAUAUUAUCAACUUGAGAAACGGAAAUGCUCACAAUCCUUCGUGGGCGGCGGGGGGAGACAGUAUUCUUGCAGACUCUGGUACUGAGCAGCUCGAGUUUAUCGCCCUUUCCCAGAGGACAGGGGACCCCAAGUACCAGCAGAAGGUAGAGAAGGUUAUUACAGAACUUAAUAAGAACUUCCCUGCUGAUGGUUUACUUCCCAUCUAUAUAAAUCCGGAUAAUGGCAAUCCAUCGUACUCCACCACGACAUUUGGUGCCAUGGGAGAUAGCUUUUACGAGUAUUUGCUCAAAGUUUGGGUGCAAGGGAACAAAACAUCAGCAGUGAAACCCUAUAGAGAAAUGUGGGAGAAAUCAAUGAAAGGUUUGUUAAGCUUGGUCAAGAAAUCAACACCUUCAUCAUUUACAUAUUUAUGUGAGAAGAAUGGAAAUAAUUUGAUUGAUAAGAUGGAUGAAUUGGCUUGCUUUGCUCCUGGAAUGUUGGCUUUAGGAGCUUCAGGUUAUGGCCCUGAUGAAGAAAAAAAGUUUAUGUCACUCGCUGAAGAGCUUGCUUGGACUUGUUAUAACUUUUACCAAUCGACACCAACGAAACUCGCUGGGGAGAAUUAUUUCUUCAAUGCAGGGCAGGACAUGAGUGUUGGAACAUCAUGGAACAUCUUAAGACCAGAAACAGUUGAAUCACUAUUUUACCUCUGGCGGUUAACCGGGAAUAAAACAUAUCAAGAAUGGGGAUGGAAUAUAUUUGAAGCAUUUGAGAAGAACUCUCGUGUAGAAUCCGGAUACGUAGGCUUGAAGGAUGUCAAUACAGGUGCUAAAGACAACAAGAUGCAAAGCUUCUUUUUAGCAGAGACCCUUAAGUAUCUCUAUCUUCUCUUUUCGCCUUCAUCGGUUAUUCCAUUAGACGAGUGGGUUUUCAACACAGAAGCUCAUCCGCUUAAGAUUGUGGCACGGGAGGAUCAGCGUAAGCCAGCUAUAGCAUUACGCCAGAGGCGGUUUGGUCAGACUAAGGGUUAG
Molecule: messenger RNA, 1680 nt
Organism: Arabis nemorensis
Lineage: Eukaryota; Viridiplantae; Streptophyta; Magnoliopsida; Brassicales; Brassicaceae
Source: the annotation of a GenBank genome assembly